Molecule: messenger RNA, 1233 nt
Organism: Arabidopsis thaliana (thale cress)
Lineage: Eukaryota; Viridiplantae; Streptophyta; Magnoliopsida; Brassicales; Brassicaceae
Product: Embryo-specific protein 3, (ATS3)
Exons: 2
Coding region: 335-1006 (223 amino acids)
Source: RefSeq, marked reviewed
AGUUCACCUAACUAACAUGGCCUUAAGAAAUGAUAGAUACUUGGUGUAAAUUGAAUAUAUUCUAUGCUUCGAAAAUAAUACUAGUACUCAAAGUAAUAGUAACACAGAAAAAAAAUAGUACACUUCAAAUACUCGACAAUCACUUUUCUUCAUGAAAGAUAUUUUCGUAGUCUAGUGCUUCUAUAUGCUUGCUAUAUCACUAUAUGCUUGUUUGUGGAUUGUGUUGUGCCAAGUGUAACUGAGUAAGUAUGAAGGUAAGUUAAUAUAACAAGGGUAACUUCUCAAGUUCUCUAUUUAACCCUCAUCUCCCAGAUCUCUUUUCAAGAAGACAACAAUGGAGUGCUCUCUCUCAUCCAUCCUCCUUCUCCUUGUACUCUGCUUCACUCAUCCCAUUCCUUCUCUAACCUUCGAGCCACUAAUCUCUUCUCUUGAUCUUCAUGAAGAAGAAAGCUGCCCUUACACUGUAAUUGUUACCACAAGCUGUUUCUCUCCUGAUUGGUCUAGAGAUCAGGUCACUAUCGCUUUGGGUGACGCCGACGAUAACCAGGUGGUCGCACCGAGACUAGACAAACCGCUAAGUGGAGGAGGUGGUUUUGAGAAAUGUUCAUCGGACACAUUCCAAGUCAAAGGUAAAUGUCUCAACACUAUCUGCUCCGUCUACAUCUACCGUUCCGGUACCGACGGCUGGAUCCCGGAGACCGUCGAGAUAUACAAGGAAGGUUCCAAAUCCGUGAAAUUCGAUUUCAACAAGAACGUCCCUGAAAACAUUUGGUACGGAAACAACUAUUGUAACAACACCGAUUUGCCACCGCCUUCCCCGGAUUUCCCUCCGUUUUCUCCAUCCAUCCCACCGCCUUCACCACCUUAUUUUCCUCCUGAACCACCUUCAAUCCCGCCGCCACCACCACCAUCACCGCCGUCUGCUGCCUCUGGACGUGGAAGUGGUCAGAGUUUGGUUGUUGCGUUUGCUGCGUUUGUGUUUGCGUUUGCGGCUGUGGUUGUUUGAGUUAUUUUGUUAAGAAUUAAGAGUUGUCUCAAUAAGUAACGAGUAUCGUGUAAUCCCUCUGUUUUGUCUUUGACUCUUUGUAGUUGAACAUUGACAAUUUCAUAUUGUGGUAACAUUAAUUAGUUAACUAAUGUAUGAGUUCGAGUUUUUAACGUACUAUUCCUUAUAAAUUCUGCAUCAAUGUUUUGUAUGUGAUAAAUCUAUGAAUAUUAGAUUACACAACUAUA